AUGGGUGGAGGAGAGACUAUACCAAUGAGCAGCAAGACAGUCCUCAGUCAACCAGGCCAGAACAUCUUCCUCCACGCGGUGGUCGAUCUCGGCAGCAAUGGCAUCCGCUGUUCAAUUUCCGAUCUUGCACCCCCAAGCACUCGAGUCAUACCCACAGCGCACUUCCACCGGGUCGACAUCUCCUUAUUCGAAGCCCAAGUCGAUCCCAACACUGGAAUUCGAAUUCCCAUCCCCCGCCGCAUCAUUGACAGGGUUGUCAGUGCUAUAGUCCGGUUCCAGAUUGUCUGUGUUGAGAUCGGAGUGCCUCAACAGAAUAUACGUAUCAUUGCGACGGAAGCGACUCGGACUGCGAUCAAUGCCUCUGAGUUCAUUGAAGCGAUUCGUUUGAAGACCGGGAUUUUGGUCCAGGCAUUACGGAAGGAGGAGGAAGGUGUCAUUGGUGCGUGGGGAAUUGCUAGCAGUUUCUCAGAUGUGGAGGGACUUGCUCUGGAUCUGGGUGGUGGCAGUAUGCAAAUGACAUGGAUCGCUUCUCAUGCUGGCAAUGUGCAGAUGAGUCCGCAGGGAUCGGUCAGUUUUCCCUAUGGAGCAGCCGCACUGACGCAGAAAUUGGCCGAUCUGAAACGGGAUAAGAGCAAAGAGGAGGCCCACAAGGCUCGGGAGGAGUUCCGUAAAGAGAUGGCGGAUAAUUUCCGCGCUGCCUUUGAGAAGAUCGAGGUUCCAGAGCACCUGGUGAAAAAGGCCAAGCAGCAAGGUGGAUUCCCUCUGUAUCUCUCUGGAGGCGGGUUCCGUGGAUGGGGUUAUCUUUUGCUGUACCUCCACCAGACCAAAAAGCGCAACUACCCCAUCUCCAUCAUCAAUGGGUAUACGGCGCCCAAGAAGGACUUUGAAGACACCGAGGCCCUCAAGGAGAUAGCUCGGACUGCACACGAGAUCUUCCGCGUCUCUGAUAGGCGGCGCAAGCAGGUUCCCUCUGUGGCGUUCCUAGUGAACACCCUAGCCGAGUCGUUACCGCAUGGGAUCAAGGAGGCCCAUUUCUGCCAAGGUGGAGUGCGCGAGGGUGUCUUGUUCCGAGAGAUGCUCCCGGUCGUUCGGCAGCAGGAUCCUUUGGAGGUCGCCACGGCCCGAUAUGCACCUACAUCAGCGCAGGCCCUUGCAGCUUUGAUCCUGGCUGCUCUUCCCCGACCCUCCGCCACCCGAUCCUUCCCCUCCUCCAUCAGUCUGCACCUGGUGCAGGCCUUUGUGAAUGUUCUCUAUUAUCAUUCCACCAUGUCCAAGGAACUCUCCUCCAGUGCCGCCAUGUUCAGCACCAGCACGGGCAUUCUGGCGUCCACCCACGGCAUCCCCCACUCGCACCGGGCGCUGCUCGCCCUCAUGCUGCAGGAGCGUUAUGGCGGAGAAUUACCACCCCGAGACAUGGGCUUCAAGACCCACCUGCAGGGCAUCCUUACCCCCGAGGAAGUGUGGUGGACCCGUUAUCUGGGUAAGCUGGGGCUCGUGCUCAGUCAGCUUUACCCGACCGGAUCAGUCGAUACUUCGAAACCUCGGAUCCUGCCCCGGGCCGAGUGGCGGACUGGGCUUGGGAAGAAAGGCAAUAAAGAUGGAUUGGAAUUAACCAUAUCCGUUCAAAAGGUCGCUUAUGAUCCUACUCAUUUGAAAGAGGAGCUGGAGCAUGACGUGCAACGGAUCCAGAAGGUGGGUAAGCGCAAGAACUGGAUUGGUGGACGGGAUGGAUGGGGCAUUAAGGUGCGUGUCUCGGUGGUGGAGGAGGAUUUGAUCGUGUGA
Penicillium salamii is the source of this 1782-nucleotide messenger RNA. The record is from the annotation of a GenBank genome assembly. Lineage: Eukaryota; Fungi; Ascomycota; Eurotiomycetes; Eurotiales; Aspergillaceae.